AUGAGGGCUGAUGCCGAUGCUGAUGUUGAUGCUGAUGCUGGUGCUGAUGCAGCCAUCUCGACGACGACUUGGCCUCCUCCCGCCCUUCCAGCACCCUCACCGUCCCUUGCGGCGAGCAUUCACCCGCCCCGCGACUCGACGCGCUCGCAGAACGUGCCGGCCACCAGCGCAGAGCAGCACCGUCGCGCACUGGCAGGCCGUCGCAAGCCCGCCCCAAGCCCUCUGGUCGCCAGCAACAGCAUUGCCACGCCCUAUCACGAACCACCACGAUCGCCGCGCGAGAAGCUCGACCAGCUGCUGGCCGAGGAAGAGCUGCACCACCAGCAGCAGCAGCAGCAGCAGCACCAACAUCACCACCUCCCGUCUGCACCUGCGAACAUUCCUACGCCUGCUAUUUUUCCUGCCACAACUCCCUCCACCACAUCACGGCGUCCCGCUGGGCAUGCCCAGCUCCGUCACGCCUCGUCGCCCACGUUGUCGUCGUUGGCGGGCCUCUCCCCUCCCUCCUCGCCCGCCGCCAUGCCCCCGCCGUCGCGUCCCAACCGCCCUGAGACGAGACCUACAGCCCCCAUCCGCAGCCCAUCGAUGGACUCAGCCGCCUCGUCCAUGUCCUCGGGCGCCUCGCAGCGCGUCCCUGUCGGCCAUGCCUACCGCCCUUCACAUGGCCGGCCCCUCAUCGCCGCGGCAGGCUCUCCCGAGGCCGCCCUGACGUCCAUGUGGAAGGACAAGCAGAGCACCGCGAACCACAACGCCCAACUCUGGCGGCUCGUUGAGAAGCAGCGGUCCAUGGUCAUUGGCCUGCAAAAGGACCUCGAGCGCGCGCUCAAGGACAAGGACCGCUACCGUCGGAAGCUGAGGGAGCUCAACGACCAGGCGCCUCCAGUGCCCGGCGCACUGCAGCGCUCCGACACACUUGCCUCAACCGCCGAGCGCGAAGACAGCCAGUCGCCCGCCCUCAGCGACAGGCCCGAGGAACCCCCUAAACACCCCGAGCACAAGACGUCGCCUCUAACUCAGCAGCAUCCAGCACCGCAGCUGAUUCCCGACUCGCAACUAGCACAAUCCCCCUCGCACUCGGAGCCCCUGACCGCCUCGAACCCCGUCUCGAGCACCAAUUCCCCCACUGACUACUCAGUGCAGCCCCUACACGUGGGCAGCAAGGGACUCGGUCUGAACACGCUCCUGCACAACGAGCCUCCCUACCCCCAGCCCCCGCAGCAGCCUUUGAAGCCUGAAACGCCGCCACCAACCACCACCCCUCCGCCCUCCGACUCACGACUGCAUCCCCCCGAGCUUUCAGUCACGCAAGCAACCCCCGUGGUCGGCGGAAAUGGCUUUGAGUCCCCUCCACUUAAGACCACACAGCCGCUACGGAAGGCCCCUCCAGCUCCACUGAACCUCUCCAAGCCCAUUACAACCAGCGCCCACCUCCACCAGGCUACCCGCGACGAUGUUGACGACGAAGACUACGACGAUACACUCGAAGCCGACGAGAUCCCCAUUGUCGAACAGCGGGGUCGGAGGAAGACGCGCGAAGAUGACGACCGGGUCCGGGAAGCCAUGGCUGUGAAGGACGAACAAGCCCGGAGCAGGUCCAAGAAGAAGAAGAGUGGGAGCAAGGGCAAGCAGACGCCCGGCGCUGCAGAAGCUACAGAUCUGCCCCAAGCGCAAGCUGCCGCACCGCCCCUCUCCCCUCGCCAGUUCAACCCACUUGUAGCUGGGCUUCCACUGUCUCCGCGGCACCCUCCACCAAGUUCACUGAACGCUUUGCUCAGCCCCACCAACUCGGACAGCUCCAUGAUGGCUAACCGGAGCGUCGGCUCUUUAGGAUCGCCGCUGAUGAGUCCCGGUCUUCCAUCAAGUCCUCGGCCCACCGACAGACCCCUCGGAUCACCGCUGCCCAGACACCCUAAACAGUCAGUAGCAUCUCCGCCCAUGUCGCCCAGUGCAAUAGUUCAUCCAGCCACGCGAAAUCUGCAGCAACUCGGACCACUUCCACCGAACACACCUCAAUCAUAUCAAUCUCCGCCCGCAGCUCAGCCAAACAAUGUCAAUCCCUCCUCCCUGCUGGCAGUUCCCGGGGCGCAGCCAAGCCCCGACUCUAGCUCGAGCAGUCCGACCCUCACUGAAGCUCCGGACGCGGAGCACGUGUACAAAGGCCUCGUCUCUGAUCAGUACCCCGGCUUGCUUCUUCCUCCGAAUGCUUUACCCUCCAUUGAAGUCAAAGUAUUCUCCUCUAGGCUCCGUCCAUCGCGACUCAGUUUCCUGGCACCUAGACCACAAGAAGAAGAUCCGGUCUUCAUCCUUGCCGUAUAUUCUCGUUCGAACAAUAAGCAACUCUGGCGAGUGGAGAAGACCACUGCUACACUGCCAGUUCUGGACUCCCAGCUGAGAGCGUUAUGCGAUCUGCAUGCCAAGGUACCCGAGAGAGCUUUGUUUGGUGGGCAUGCUCCAGCUAGAAUUGAUGCUCGCAGAAUUGCCCUCAAUGACUACUUUGACACGAUUCUCGAGACGCCUAUGAGCGAGGACGCUGCUUUAAUCGUCUGCGAUUAUAUUUCGGCUGAUGUCAUUGGCGCUCAGGCUGGAGACAGACUGAACCCAGAACCCACUCUUGCCCCAGUAGAGGCAGUCCCCAAGACUCGGCAGAGGAAAGAAGGCUACCUGACGAAGCGCGGCAAGAACUUUGGUGGCUGGAAAGCUCGCUUCUUUGUGUUGGAUGGACCAGAGUUCAGAUACUACGAAGUCGAGGGAGGCGCUCAUUUGGGUACCAUAAAACUACAGAAUGCUCAAAUCGGCAAGCAAUCUCAGCAGCAGUCGAAUCAGUCGCCCCAGAGAAAGGAUGACACAGAAGAUAACCAGUACCGACACGCUUUCCUCAUACUUGAGCCUAAGCGUAAGGAUUCUUCGAGUCUUGUGCGCCACGUGCUCUGUGCUGAAAAUGACGAAGAGCGCGAUGCGUGGGUCGACGCUCUUCUACAGCAUGUUGACUGGCCUGAGGACACUUCGCCUAUCGAAGUACCAGUCCCUGCAGCCGCUCGACUACAGAAGACACAGCACAAUCAAGAGUCUCCACGUCCAUCAAGGAAGGAUAGUCCAGAUCAAGCAAAUCUGGAUCGACUUCAGGGUCUCAGUUACGAUGACACCAUUGCCGCCGAAGCGCCAGUCCGCGGACCCCACACUCGAGAAGCCUUGGCCAGUAAGCCAGCACGAGGAUCGCCAAAGAACUCCACGUUCGCUCAAGACAGCUCAGGUCAUUACCCAGCCAUCUCUGGUCCUAGCAAUGGCGCGCCAAUCAAGGACGCCGAGUUCUGGGGCAACAAGUCGUCCUCUGGACAAACUGCAGUCAAGGACAAGAAGCGCAGCAUCUUCGGCUUCAGGGGCCGAGGUGGCUCCUCUGAUCUUGCCCCCGUUCAGAUCAGCAGCGGCCAAGCAUUAGGCCAAGUUGAAUACCGCGCACCGCCUCCGAAUCGGAGCAUUUUCGGCAUUCCUCUACAGGAGGCUGUGGAAUACUCUCAACCUGCUGGUGUCAAUGUGCCAUUGCCUGCUGUUGUCUAUAGGUGUUUGGAAUACCUCCAGGAAAAGAAGGCUAUCAACGAAGAAGGCAUUUUCCGCCUCAGUGGCUCAAAUAUAGUCAUCAAAGGCCUCCGCGAACGCUUCAAUACAGAGGGAGAUAUUAGGCUCCUCGACGGACAAUACUACGAUGUGCACGCAGUGGCCUCUUUACUGAAGCUGUAUCUGCAUAUGGACGAGCGCAGCAAGAAGAUCCAGACCUUCAACGUACUUGUACAUAAGCUGCCUCAUGCCAACUUUGAGCUGCUGCGUCACUUGUCCUCAUUCUUGAUCGAGAUUGUCGACAACGCCGGGUUGAACAAGAUGACUGUCAGAAAUGUUGGCAUUGUCUUUGCACCGACACUCAACAUACCAGCACCUCUCAUAUCCUUCUUUCUGACCGAUUUUGCCGAUAUUUUUGGCACAGCUCUAGACGAAGCGAGCUCACCCAUCCACGAAAUCAGGAGCAACUCCCACCUCGGCGACGAGGCGAUCCGUUCACCUAGGAGACAAAUGUUCUCUGAUCUUCCUACGCCUGCGGAGGCGAAGGAUAUGGAAGUCUCAAUGGUGCUGUUCAAUCUGGCAGUGCCAGAGAGCAACGACAGAGACGGCGGGAAAGUGGCAUGCUACUGA
This is a messenger RNA of Parastagonospora nodorum SN15, 4182 nucleotides long. RefSeq lists its product as hypothetical. The transcript is spliced from 4 exons. Gene Ontology annotation, cellular component: cytoplasm. NCBI's taxonomy places the organism in Eukaryota, Fungi, Ascomycota, Dothideomycetes, Pleosporales, Phaeosphaeriaceae. The record is from RefSeq and is a predicted model, not a curated record. The coding region runs from base 1 to 4182 and encodes 1393 amino acids. Gene Ontology annotation, biological process: signal transduction; regulation of GTPase activity.